Molecule: messenger RNA, 2588 nt
Organism: Leptopilina boulardi
Lineage: Eukaryota; Metazoa; Arthropoda; Insecta; Hymenoptera; Figitidae
Product: CLK4-associating serine/arginine rich protein
Exons: 14
Coding region: 168-2393 (741 amino acids)
Source: RefSeq, a predicted model, not a curated record
UUUCAAGUUGUUUUUUUAUUCUGACUAUGUUAAUAUGUGUCAAAAUAUUUUUUUUCCUUAGUUUAUUAAACCAUUAAAAUCUUCCAUUAUUCAUGUAACUAUUACUUAUCUAUUUCGGAAGACGAAUUAUCAUUUACGUAAACAGUUGUUUUGUACAAAAUAAAAAAAUGAGUUUCAUGGUAAAAAAGACGGGUGGCAGAAUGUGGCAUGAAGCUCGCAAACAAGAGAAAAAAAUUCGAGGGAUGUUAGUAGAUUAUCGCCGACGAGCUGAACGUCGUCGGGAUUACUAUGAGAAAAUUAAAUCAGAUCCUACUCAAUUUCUUCAGCUACACGGAAGACCAUGUAAAAUUCACUUGGAUGCUGCAGUUGCUACUGCUGCUGAUAGUCCAGCAAAUAUGAUGCCGUGGCAAGGAAACGAAGAUAAUCUUAUUGAUCGAUUUGAUGUAAGGGCACAUCUUGAUUGGAUACCAGAUGCAUCUCAGUCUUUAGAAGUCGACAUUGCUCUUACAAGUGAAGACAGACAUAUUAAUUAUGAACGAUAUCGUAUAAUAGUCCAAAAUGAAUUUUUGGGAGUAACUGAAGAAAAAUUUUUACAUCAAAUUCAUCUAGAAGAACAAUUUGGUUCUUCGACAAAACCAGAUUCCGUAAAAGAUAAAAAACGUUCUACUAAUAAUGCAGCAAUUGGUUACAAUUAUGAAACAGAUGAACCUAUUUUAGAACCUUCUAAAGUAUCUGAUUCAAUUACAAAUGAUGAUAAACAAGAAGAUGAAGAUAGCGACAUUGAUUUAGAUAUUUGCGUCGAUGUAUCACAAAUAGAACCUUCACAAGCUCAUGAAAUGAAUCAAGUUGCGCAAAAAUAUGGACUUUUAGGUGCUGAUUAUUUCAGUUUUCUAACACAAGACUUUGAAGAAGCGGAAACGCUUAGACAAGCCCGCAAACAGGAAGAAGAAAAGGCCAUGUAUUCCGGUAGAAGAUCGAGAAGAGAAAGACGAGCUUUCAGAGAGAAAAAAAUGAUUGGUCGUGUUAUGAGUCCGCCUAGUUAUGCUGCAAGAGAAAGCCCAGAGUAUAAUCCUUAUCGAAAGUCUUCUUCCAAAUCUCGAUCACGUUCCACAUCACCAGUGAACACGGGUCAAAUUACGUACAUUACUAGCUUUGGUGACGAAGAAGAAGCGCAUAGUAGUACUUCCCAUAAUACAUCUUUGAAUUCUAAGCGGAUUAAUUAUUCAUUUUUUAAAAAAAGAAGAUCAGAUAGUCCAGUAUUUACUGAAAGAAUUAUAAGUAAAAGGACUUCAAGAUCAAGAAGUAAUUCCCGAUCAAGACACUACAAUUAUUACAAAUUUUAUGACAGAAAGCGAAACACCUCUAGAACUAGGAUUAGACAAACAAACUCAAGGUCAGAUAAAUAUUCUCGCUCUAGAAGCUAUUCAAGAUGGUCUCGAUCACGCUCACGAUGCAGAAACAGGUUAAGCAAGAGUAGAUCACGUUCAAAAUCAAGAUCGAUAUCAAGUUCUACUUGCAAAACACGGUCGCGUUCUCGCCAAAGGAGAUCUAGAUCAUCUAAUUCUAUCAACUCGAAAAGAUCACACUCACAAUCAACAUUUAAAACUAGAUCUCGCUCAAGAUCAAAGUCAAAUUUAAGAUCUCAUAAUAGAAGUCGAUCUCGAGAUAGUUUUCGCAGAAGACGCUAUUCUGAGUCGAGAUCAAGGUCUCGAUCUAGAUCUAGGACUCGAUCAAGAUCAAGAUCAAGAAGCAAAUCACGAUCUAGGUCCAGAAGCCACUCAAGUAACCGGUCAAAAAGUAUUGAUAACAAAAUUCCUGCCUUACCAAGGUACUAUGGUCGUCGUGGCAAAUCCUCUAGCCUAGAAUUAGAGCUUUCUGGUAAUGAAGAGAAAUUAUCCUUAGUGGCUAAAAAUUCUUCUAUUAACACAAGCAUGAUCAAACCAAAGGCCGGGUUAAGUACAAAUUCUGGUGGCGGACACAAAGUGGUGAAAAUUACUCCUCAAGAACGACUUAAGAAGAAGAUGCAAGUUUUAUUGAAUAGACAGUAUAAAGCUGACAAGAAGGCAGAACAAUUAAGAAUUGAAAAGAUGGAACAACAGAGGCAGGAUCGUGAAGAUGAGAUUCGUGAAAUGUCUCUAAAACUUCGUCGAAAACAACGAGAAAGACGUCAUCGCUACGAGGGGGGACAUACAUCCGAUUCCAAUUCAUCUGACUCAACAACUCCUAGUCCAGGACGUAGUCCUCGAAAUAAGGGUACAAGUCGGGAUAGAAGAAAUCGUGAUCAUAAAGACAGUGAAUUUGAAGUAGAUAAGGAUAAACAGAGAGAUCGUGAAGAUAGGGAUAAGAAUAGGCAAAACUAUCGUAGACGACAUCGAAAUUUAGUCGAUUACUGACAGCUGUGGACUGUACGAAAUCUUCCAAAAGUGAAUUAAACUAUAAAAGACUUUGUUAAAAGUUUACUUGGAAUCAUCGUUGAAUUUUAUGUAUUAUACGUCAAUUAUUACUUAAUAUGUUAAUGAAAUAAAAAAUUUCCGACAUGUUCUGUGUUAUCAAAUUUUAAUUUUACAAAAAAUACAAUAUUAAUAAUU